Molecule: messenger RNA, 2467 nt
Organism: Centruroides sculpturatus (bark scorpion)
Lineage: Eukaryota; Metazoa; Arthropoda; Arachnida; Scorpiones; Buthidae
Product: multidrug resistance-associated protein 1-like
Exons: 13
Coding region: 258-2372 (704 amino acids)
Biological process (GO): transmembrane transport
Cellular component (GO): membrane
Molecular function (GO): ATP hydrolysis activity; ABC-type transporter activity; ATP binding
Source: RefSeq, a predicted model, not a curated record
CAUAUAUUCUAAAUUUGAAUUAAAUUUAGGGUAUAAAUUUAAGUGGUGGACAGAAGCAGAGAGUAAGUCUAGCUAGAGCUGUUUAUAAUGAUGCUGACAUAUAUUUACUUGAUGAUCCACUAAGUGCUGUUGAUUCUCAUGUUGGUAAACAUAUUUUCCAAGAAGUUUUUGGUCCAAAUGGAGUUUUGAAGGAAAAGACAAGAAUAUUAGUAACUCAUAGAAUUUCAGUUUUGCCGGAAGUUGAUACUAUCAUUGUAAUGAAUGAUGGAGUUAUAUCUGAAUAUGGCACUUACAAGGAACUUCUUAACAGACGAGGUGCUUUUUCCCAGUUUCUUCUUCAGUUUCUAUCUGAGUCUGUAGAAGAAGUAGAUUCAUUACCAGAUGAUGAAAUUCAACUUUUUGAAGCAUUAGCACCAACAAUAGGGGCACCACCAGAAUUGCAAAGACAAUUGUCUAGAGUGAGUGGUGCAGAAAGUGAAUUAUCAGAAUCUGGUGACAUAAGAAGGAGGCUUUCCAAACAGUUUAGUGUGUCUGAUAUAAAACAUGACUUUUCGAAAUCUGAAAAAGACAAAAUAAAUAUUAGAAAAGAAAAAAAAUCAAAAUUAACUGAUGCUGAAACUAUUGAAGUUGGAUCUGUGAAAUGGAGUGUAUAUUUUCAGUAUUUUAGAACACUUGGAUAUUGUGGUAUUUUUAUAACAGUAAUAUCAUAUGCUAUUUCAAGUUCUUUUAAUAUUGCUACAAAUGUAUGGUUAAGUUUGUGGAGCAAUGAUGCUUCAGAUCCUGAAAAAAGAUAUGAUACAAAUCUCAGAGAUUUACGACUUGGUGUGUAUGGGGGUCUUGGAGCAUCAGAAACUGUAUUUAUAUUUAUUGGUGCAUUAUCUAUGAAUCUUGCAUGUCUGCGUGCAUCUAAAAUUCUACACGAUGAAAUGCUGGUUCGUAUAUUGCAUGCGCCCAUGUCCUUCUUCGACACCACUCCCAUGGGUCGGGUUUUAAACAGAUUUUCUAAAGAUGUAGAUACAACUGAUAUAACUAUCCGAUUUAAUAUUCGCAUGAUGCUUGUUCAGGCAUUUCGAUCCUUAGUUUCUUUUAUCAUUAUUUGCAUGGAAACUGCUUUAUUUCUGGUGGUAGUAAUACCUAUCGGCAUAAUAUAUUAUUUGCUUCAGAAAUUUUACAUUCCCACAUCGCGACAGAUGAAGAGACUCGAAUCUGUAACACGUUCUCCGAUUUAUGCGCAUUUUUCUGAAACAAUAACAGGAACUUCAUCCAUUCGAGCUUAUAGAGCUGCACAAAAAUUUAUCGAUGAGUCAAAUAAUCGCGUAGACACCAAUCAUUCCUGUUAUUAUCCGAGUUUAGCAGCAAAUCGAUGGUUGGCAAUAAGAUUAGAAUUUUUAGGAUACUCCAUAGUAUUUUUUUCUGCAUUAUUUGCUGUUCUUACUAAGAAUGAUUUGAAUCCCGGAAUUGUUGGAUUAUCUGUCAGCUACGCUUUAACGAUAACGGCUAAUUUAAAUAUGUUGGUUCGAGCGAGUGCCGAUGUAGAAACAAAUAUAGUUUCGGUGGAACGUUGCCUGGAAUACAGCGGAAUUAAUACAGAGGCUCCUCGUUAUAAUAAAUCAACCAAACCAGAUGAUUCCUGGCCGAAAAAUGGAAAUAUCAAAUUUGAAAAUUAUUCUACGAGAUACAGAGAAGGAUUAGAUUUAAUUCUGAAUGAUAUAACAUGCGACUUUUCUGCUGGUGACAAGAUUGGUAUUGUAGGAAGAACCGGCGCUGGAAAAUCAUCGCUAACGUUAUCUCUCUUUCGAAUUAUUGAAGCGGCAGCUGGGAAAAUCUAUGUCGAUGACGUCGAUAUUUCUAAAAUUGGGUUGCACGAUCUUCGGUCCAAACUUACAAUUAUUCCUCAGGAUCCAGUGUUAUUCACUGGAACACUAAGAACAAAUUUGGAUCCUUUCAAUAAAUAUUCUGACGACGACAUCUGGAAAGUUUUGGAACAUUCACACUUGAAACACUUCGUGUCCUCUUUGGAAGAGGGACUUCAACACGUCAUCACAGAAGGUGGAGAAAACAUUAGCGUGGGUCAAAGGCAGUUGGUGUGUUUGGCCAGGGCGCUAUUGAGAAAGUCCAAAAUUCUUAUUUUGGACGAAGCGACAGCGGCUAUCGACAUGGAGACAGACGAAUUAAUCCAGUCCACCAUUCGCACGGAAUUCGAGGAUUGCACCGUCGUCACCAUAGCUCACAGGCUCAACACCAUCAUGGACUAUGAUAGAAUUUUGGUGCUAUCAAAUGGAAGAAUUUUGGAAUGGGAUUCACCGAAAAAUCUUCUGGAUAAUGAAAACUCGGAAUUUUAUUCCAUGGCAAAAGAUGCGGGUUUAAUUUAACUGUGCAAUAAUGUUCAUGAUUUGAGUGGUUUUUUUUCUUUUAAGGAAAAAAUCAAAGUUUGUUUCGAAAUAAAUUUUGUCUUAUAUUUUUGUAA